Entelurus aequoreus (snake pipefish) is the source of this 4570-nucleotide messenger RNA. RefSeq names its product fucosyltransferase 9a (gene fut9a). Gene Ontology annotation, molecular function: alpha-(1->3)-fucosyltransferase activity. Gene Ontology annotation, cellular component: membrane. The record is from RefSeq and is a predicted model, not a curated record. The coding region runs from base 434 to 1513 and encodes 359 amino acids. The transcript is spliced from 3 exons. NCBI's taxonomy places the organism in Eukaryota, Metazoa, Chordata, Actinopteri, Syngnathiformes, Syngnathidae.
GAAACCAGCAUCGCAUCGCAUCACAGCGGCAGGCUGAAAAUGCACCGAUCGAACAUGUAACUUCCACGAUCCGGUCUUCUUCUCCCACACCUGCACUCGAUCUCUGCAUCCGUGGCGUGACCGCAGGGGAAGGUGCAGCGAAGGAGGGAGGGAGGAAAAAAAAACAACAACAAAAAAACCCAACAACGAUGCUUUCAGGUUGGUGCGGAUGUGCUCCUGCAGGCGCUCGCAUGACGACGGGCCAUUUGUGGACCAUUACCCACGCAAGCCGCGCAGGGAAAUGACAAGAAGGACCUCCUUUGAUUCGCGCCUGUCGAGAUGGUCACAAUCCUCCAGGGUUAGUGAGAGGAAAUCAUGACUGGUUUCAUGUCACCAGUUUUUCCAAAGGGAAUUAUUAGAUGAAACUCUGUGUGCACGGUUAUUAGGACAGAGCAUGUCAUCUGCAUCCGUUCACAGAAUCCUACGACCCCUUCUUCUUGCCACCUUCAUCCUGGGAUGCUUUGUGACUUUGUUUUUGAUGUAUUUUAAACCAUCCACCCGUUGGCUAUCGGGUCCCGUUGAGUCAACGGCGUCCACUGAGCGGGUCAAAGGCAUUUUCUACGCCAAGAGCGAUAAAAAUGUCACCACGGUGCUCAUCUGGCUCUGGCCCUUCGGACAGACCUACGACCUGAACGUGUGCGGCUCGCUCUACAACAUGGAGGGCUGCUUUAUCACGGCUGACAGGAACCUCUACAACAAGUCGGACGGCGUCCUCAUCCAUCACCGGGACAUCUGCUCGGACUUGUCCAAUCUGCCGCCGCUGCAGCGUCCGUCUUUUCAAAAGUGGAUUUGGAUGAAUUUGGAGUCUCCGUCUCACUCUUCUCAGCUGUCCGGCAUUGAGAAUCUGUUCAACCUAACCCUCAACUACCGCCGGGAUGCCGACAUUGAAGUGCCUUACGGGUCCAUCGUGGCUGCCGAGGGCGAGGAAGACUUCGUCCCGCCCAGCAAAAACAAGCUGAUCUGCUGGAUCGUGAGCAACUGGAACCAAGAGCAUGUGCGGGUCAAGUACUACAACGAGCUAUACAAACACAUCGAGGUCCACGCGUACGGACAAGCCUUCGGGGAGUACAUCUCGGACCAGGACUACUUCCCCACCAUGGCCAGCUGUAAGUUCUACCUGGCUUUCGAGAACUCCAUCCACAAGGACUACAUCACAGAGAAACUCUACAACCCCCUUUCCGUGGGGACGGUGCCCGUGGUGCUGGGCCCGUCGCGACAGAACUACGAGAACUUCGUCCAAGGGGACGCCUUCAUCCACGUGGACGACUUCUCGUCACCCAAGGAGCUGGCCGACUACCUGCUGCUCCUGGACAAAAACGAGGACAUGUACCUCAGGUAUUUUGAGUGGCGGCGGCACUUUAAAGUGAAAAAAUCCUCAUUCUGGGCCGAGCACACGUGCCUGGCUUGUGAUUACCUGCGCAGGCACAGGGAGUACAAGACGGUCAACAACCUGGAAAAGUGGUUCUGGGGCUGAGACAGCUUUGCAGGACUAUUCAGUGUUUGUGUCGCUGACCUCAUUUUAGGUUUUUAUUCAUGAUAUUUUUCAUCAUGAGCCAUUUUCGCCUAGCCUUAGUCUUUUUUUGGCCUUUUGUGUUGCUGUAGUCCCUGCAAAGUUCAGACUGCAGGUCCGUACGGCGACGCCUAUGCGAGAUUUCUUUCUCCAGCCACAAGAUUCAGACUUUUCAGCAUAUAUUGCUAAGUGUCAUUUUCAACUUCAUAGGCUGCUGCCCCUGUGACCCAACCCUGGGUAAACGAAAAUAACGGAUGGAUGGCACUGUAUUUCAUUUUUGACAGGUGUAUGUCAGACCUGGGUAGGAGAUCCUUCUAGUCUGAGGUUACUUUGGGGGUGGAGACAAGGAAUAUCUACAAGUUUAUAUAAUCAUUUACACAUUUCAAAUGCACGUUCUGUACAUAUUUUUUGACCAUUCUUCAUUAUGCUACUACUACAAUGACGUGAGUGCUUAAAUGUAAGACAAAACAAGAUGUUUUUAUUUUCAUCUGAUGCUCACUUCUUGUGUCCGACUGACAAAACAAAAAAGGCACCUCAAUACAGUAUUUAUCCGAGUGAGACGUCACAAUGAACACCUGUGCUUGUGAUUGACGUCACCUAUGCAGUGUUGACCGAGCUCAAGUGUCAUGCGUCUGUACUGUAGCGCACUUUUUCACGUCACACCGUUUUUUGUUUUUUUACAUGUGUACAGUGGAGACACGCGAUCCGCAGCCAUGACAUUAGGUACACCUAGUUCAAAUAAAAGACGAUUGAAUAAACAAUGUGUAUUGGGCUGCUCUGCAUCAAGAACUGAAUCUUCGUGUUUUUCAAACAGGAGGAUACAUGGUGUAGUCCAGGGGUGUCCAAAGUGCGGCCCGAGGGCCAUUCGCGGCCCGCAGCUAAUUGUUUACCGGCCCGCCACACAUUCUGGAAAUACUAUUGUAAAAAUAAAAAAGAACAUUAAAAAAAGUGAAAUGAGGUGAAAUCUAACGAGAAAAAGUUGCAAUGUUGACACAAAAGCUGCCAUGCAGGCUGUUUUUCUUUUCUUUUGUCUUUCUUCAUUUUUCUUUUUUUGCCAUUGCUCCAAAAAAAAAAAAAUAAUGACAAAAAAUUCCAUGUUAUAAUGAAUUAUUUUCAGGGCUCCAAUUACUUCAAAUAUUUCACUUUAAAAUGUUUUAUGUGGUAAAUAUUGCAUAUAUUGUGUAGUAGCCAUAUAAAAACAUCAAAGUUUUCUUUGACAAAAGCGCAUAAAACAAACAAAAAUAAUAGUUCCAGCAUAAAAUCGACAGAUAUAUCUGAAGUUGAUCUCGUCACUUAAGUGUUGAAAGUAAAAGAAAAACCUAAUAAAAAUGUGUCACUUUAUGAGUGUUGCACCUUUUGGAUCCUAAAUAUAUUUAGUGAUUUUUUAUUUAUCUUUUCACGGUGAUUACUCAAAAAUAUGAAAGAAUUAAAAUCAAUGGUGUCCUGCAUUAUUGAUCUUUUAGGGCUCUAAUUACUAAAUACUGCAUAUUUCAGUGUUACUAUAAAAAACUAAGUUGUUUUUGACAGAAAAGCCAUAAAACAUUUUUUUUAAUUUGUAUUACUUUAUAUCAACUUGAAGUUGAUAUAGAGAUUUACUGUAAGCGUUAAAUAAUUUAAAAAAAAUAAUAAUCUGACUUAUUUUUAACAUUUUAAUGAUUCAGACCCUUUAUGGUCCCUGGGACCCCUAAAGGUAAAAUAAAUAAAAAAAUGCAUAUAUUUUGGUAUGGUUUGAAAAUGAAAAAUAUCAAAAUGGCCCCCAUGUGCUUUAAAUUUUCAGUGUGCGGCCCUCAGUGGAAAAAGUUUGGACACCCCUGGUGUAGUACAUUGUGGUCGUCUACAACCUGCUCUUGAUUUCGAUUAUUCAGGUGUACCUAAUGUUACGGGGUGAAUGGGACUUCUCCUUUUUAUGCUGUUUUGGAUGCAUGGUAAAUAUUUUUUAAACUUUUUCGAUUUUUUUUUUUUUUUCCAAGCAGCUGUGCAGUAAAGAAUGUGACCACCUGCUGUCUUUUACAUGUUUUUUAUUAUCUGUAUACAACUAUAUAGAACAUUUUUGCAAAAUCUACUGAACAAUGCAUCUGAAACAGCAAUCUGCAGCUACAGACUCGGGAUGGGCAUUUGACGUUUCCAUUCAAUCGGUCGAUGAACUAUAGGGUAGUUUCAAUAGGCCGCCGAAUGUCUUGAACUCCUAUUUCCACGCCGGUGUGGUAUUGAGCGGAAUAAUGCCCGUUCGAGUAGCUCAACAUUCCUAAGUCUGCAGAGUACUAGUACUAGAGCACCAGUUAGUUGAGACUGGAUCUAUAGUGCCUCUGCUGGUCGCAGCCCAGUAGCGCACACGUGUUUCCAUCGAUUAAUUGAACCCGAUCAAACGCCCAUUCCCGCUGUCGGUUCCAUUUUGCACCGUGCAAGAGUUUUUAUGCAAGCGGACGUUUUCCUUCAUUUCCUCGGCUCCGGACUGGACUAUGUUCUUAUGGCGUGCCAUAGUGAAUCUUGUAAAUAUCAGAAAAAAAUUGUUAACGUAUGAAAGGCUGGAUUUAAAUGUUCAAAUCUCUUAAUGAAUUGUUGUAUUGAGGCAAUGUUACACCUAAAUUGUACUUUUUUUUUUAUAACUAGCACUUUUCUUUCCUGUAUGUUUAGAUGGAACUGUUGUCAUCCAUUGUAGACAAGACUAUGAAAGUGCCAUUCAGGUUGGAUCCAAGAUCUAUUUUUUUUUGUCUCUUUUGCCUGCUUUUCUCUUUUCUUGUUUGCCAAAUCAUGUGUUGGAGUGGCAGCCUUUAUUCAUUCCGUUGUCCUGAAUGAAGAUGCUGCCUAGCACUGACAUUGCUGACGUCCUUACAAAAAUAGCCACAAACGCUGAUCUUGCUUUAUUUAAAAAAAAAAAAAAACAACAACAAAUGGGUGAGUGAGCGUUGUUUUUGAUUUGGAUUAGAUUUGUUUUGCCAAAAUCACUGUAUUUUGCCAAAUGUUGUAUGUAUUUGAACUAGAUGUCAAAUAGUGUCAACGAAAAUAAACAAGUGAAGCGUA